This is a messenger RNA of Exophiala oligosperma, 1182 nucleotides long. RefSeq lists its product as uncharacterized. The record is from RefSeq and is a predicted model, not a curated record. The coding region runs from base 241 to 957 and encodes 238 amino acids. Lineage: Eukaryota; Fungi; Ascomycota; Eurotiomycetes; Chaetothyriales; Herpotrichiellaceae. The transcript has a single exon.
UGAGAUUGUCGCGUUGAUUUGUCAUUGUCCUAGAUGACCCUUUGCCUGACACGAGAGGUCAAGUGUUUACUGAAUCGCGUAAGUAGACGGUUGAUGAACAGUAUAUAAAGGAAGCAGGCAAGAACGACACUUCUGCUUUCGUAUCCCCAAGUCAUCUCUUCACUCGUCCAUAUAUUCAAGAAAACAUCACAAAGUGUUUUAGCUAGCGAUAAUCCAAAAAAGAAAAGGUCAACGAACAAAAUGGCACCGGUCAACGUAGGCAGUCUUGUCUACAACUACCAGGCCAUCGACGUGAUCGGUCCCACCGACCUACUCAACUCGUCGGGUGCAGAGAUUGCCAGCAUCUUGAAACAACUCAUCCCGAUCGAGGAUGAAGUGCUGGAAAGAGCACCGGAUUUCAAGUUCCACCAUAUUGGACUGACCCGCGACCCCGUCAAGCUCUUGACCAGCAAUUACGAAGUAAUCCCGACCACGACGGUCGACGAUUGCCCUGAGCUGGAUAUCCUCCUCAUCGGCGGCCCCGACCCCCUCUCGUUCCAACUGGCCCCAAAGUACGCAGAAUUCAUCCGUCGCCACGUCGCCUCAGGCAAACCCACCUUCUCGACCUGCACGGGCGCUGCGGUCCUGGCGGCGGCAGGUGUGCUCGACGGUAAAAAAGCAACCAUCAACAACAUCGAGUACAACUGGGUCAGCAAGCAAUUCCCCAAGGUCAAGUGGACAAAGGAACGGAAAUGGAUCAUCGAUGGAAACCUCUGGACUGCGAGUGGAGCCGUGGCUGGGAUGGACAUGUUUGCCCACUGGAUCAAGGAGAAUUACGGCCUGGCUAUCCUGACACACGGUGCCUUGGGUUUGGACUUUGAGCCUCGUGACAGCGACGGCUUGUUCACCGUUCUGCCAAAGAGAUAUGGCAAAGAUGGCAAACAAAUAGCCACUCACCACGUACCGGUAUACUUGUGAUAGGUGUCUGAGGACAGAAGAGAGGCUCCUCAGCUCAAGGUAGAGAUAGACCCCAUGGGCUCGUCAAAAGGCAAAAAGGGAAAUAGAGGUACGGACGGGAAGAGGAAGAACGCCCAAGUACCAUGCUUGCUGGAAUGCUUUUCCAAAGCAUCUUUGCGACACUCAUUUCCCAGACUAGCCCUUUUGCUAUGUAGGUAAUUUUAAGUCACUCAUUUUACAUUCUCG